GGUUGUUUCAGCAAAAGGACACGGCAAAACCCAUUUUUCGAUGAAUUGAUACCCCUUUUUUAGACAAGCCAUGAGUCUCCCGUCGUUUCUAUAAUAAUACCCUCAGAAGUCGCCGAAUAUCGCCUUACUCUCGAGCAUCGAAAGAAGCGCGCCUCCCUUAUCGACCAUUACGAUCACGAUCUCCGCAACAACGCAGAGUUGAAAAAUGGCAGAGCCCCCCGCGAAAAGAGCAAGACGAGUCGAUAGCUCGACAAUGUGGGACUUAGACGAACGAAAAACGCGUUCUCCUGAGCCGGACUCGGAUAUUGGCAGAAGCCCUCGGCGUGACGCACAUCAAAAGGACGAUCGGCGGCGUGAGGGGCCUCGUGACGACAGAAGAUAUCGUUCACGCUCAAGAGAUCGGGUUGAAAGGCGCAGAGAAAGGAGCAGGUCUCGAGAUCGGCGUGACCGGGACCGUGACCGUGACCGCGAUCGCGAUAGGACAGAUCGGGAUAGAGAUGGUCGGGGAGCAAGGGACAGUGAUAUAAGCGCGACCAGAGAAAGACAUUACGAUAGGCGAGGAUAUCGAGACAGAUACCGCGACCGCUCCCGCUCACCUACUCGGAAUGGGAAUAGGGACAAGGCUAGGACUCCACCACCUCGAGGGCCUAAGGGAGAUCGCAGAGACGAGCGCGAAGAUAAUCGUCCGUAUGGCAAUGGUGUCCCACAUUCACCGUCACGACGAGACAAGGACGAGAUGGAGUUGGAUCCCGCAGUACCGAUCGAAGAAGAUGAGAUGGAGGCGCUGAUGCGCAAGACCGUGGGUUUCACAAGGUUCAGGAGCACGAAGAAUACUAAAGUGCCUGGAAACGACGUCUACGGUGUGCGGAAAGAGAAGAAGACUGUGUACAGACAGUACAUGAACCGUGUAGGCGGAUUCAACAGACCCCUCAGUCCUUGAUGCAAAGCGACACUGCAACUUCCUGAUGCGCAACUUCCUGAUGCAAAAAUCGCCAAGAACUUUCUAUUUCCGUCGACUUCUUCUCCUCAUCUUCUUCAUCCGGACAGUUUCUUCAGUUCUAUUUGUCAUCCGUUGUGCGCAUUUACCGGAGUAAGUUCUGUUAUGGCAAGCUCUUUUGUAUGUCUUAAGUCUGGGCGGGAUAUCUGGAGUGUUCAUAUUCAUUCAAACCAGACAAGAGCUAGCAGCUAGGUCAUGCUUACCAAACCCUCAGUACAAUACCAAUAGCUUUCUGGCGAUGAGAGCAAAAUAAUUAUUCUUCUUCCUGUCGG
Aspergillus novofumigatus IBT 16806 is the source of this 1269-nucleotide messenger RNA. RefSeq names its product SNUT3/LISCH7 family protein. Gene Ontology annotation, cellular component: precatalytic spliceosome. Lineage: Eukaryota; Fungi; Ascomycota; Eurotiomycetes; Eurotiales; Aspergillaceae. Gene Ontology annotation, biological process: RNA splicing. The transcript is spliced from 2 exons. The record is from RefSeq and is a predicted model, not a curated record. The coding region runs from base 206 to 940 and encodes 244 amino acids.